UGCUGGUGCCCCAGAUGCCAUCUCUGGAGAUUCUCAUUUGAUUUGUCAAAGGAUGAGGGCUAGACAUUGUUUUUGUAAAAGCUCCCCUAGAGAUUCUAAGGUGCAGCCAGGAUUGAGAAGCAUUUCCCUAGAACAGAGGUCUCAGGUUUGGCACAUGUUAUAACCACUUGAGGAACUUUGAAAAAAUACUGCUCACUGGGAUUAUGAUUUAAUUGACCCUGGGAUAAGUCUGGGCAUCAGGAUUUCUAAAAGCUUCCAAGAGCAUCUAAUGUGCAGCUCGGGAUGAGAACCAGUGCCCUAGACCAAGUACUUCAUUUCACAGAUGGGAACCUGAAGCCCAGAGAUGGGAAUGUAUUUGUCCAAGGUCACACAGCAAAUGAAUGAAUGCAGAGUAUUCCUUCUCUCACCCUACAGGGCACAAAGCAUCAGACUCCUUGAAUUGUAUCGCUGAUCAUUUGCUUCCAUACAAAUGAUCUUAUUUGACCCUCAUAACUUCUGGUGAGGUAGUGGGCAGUCAUUACCCGCAUCUUACAGCUGAGGAUGUCAAGGAACAAAACUGUCCAGGUGACUUGCCCAAGGUAAAGGCAAGAACCUAGAAUGCCCAGUUCCUGGUCCAGUGCUCUUUUAAUCCCAUCCAUUGUCAUGUACACGUUCUAGAAUGAACAGGUCAAUGCCGUGAGCUGGGUUCCAGGUGUAAAAGGGAGGGACUAUGAGGUGACAUUCUAGAAGGGCGGAGAGGGUAGGACAGAAGGCAGAUACCUGAUCACUCACAAACAGGGGCUUCAGAGCAGCCAUGUCCUAUUUCAUGUCUCCACAAACUCAUCCAGGUCUUCCGCCUUCCGGCCAAGGUGGGGCUGCUUCUCUGGGCUCAUCCCUUGGCCUCUGUAGUCCUGUAGAGCCAGUGGUGGUGGCCUCUGGUGGACAAGGCCCACUGAGCCAGAAAGCUGAGCAGGCGACACCAGUGCCUGAAGUGCCAGAAGCCAGGGGCUGCCCUGGGGGGGCUCGCUGGGAGCCACUGCAGCGGAAGGAGUACAGCCGGAACUGCCACAAAUUCCCCCACGCGAGGCAGCCGGAGCGCCUGGGCUGGGAGGAUGGCUGCUCCAGAAGCAGAGCUCCCUACCUGGGCAGCCCCAGCAGGCCUGGGCCCCUGCUGCUGUGUGGGCUGCCCUCUGAGACAGGAGGGAAGGAGGCUGGGCCCCAGCCCGACAUCUGCAUCCUUACCUUGGCCAUGAUGAUCGCUGGCAUCCCCACCGUGCCUGUCCCAGGCCUACGGGAAGAGGACCUGAUCCGGGCAGCUCAAGCUUUCAUGAUGGCCCAUCUGGAGCCAGCGGGGGCUGUGGAGGGGGCACGGUGGCCCUAGUGAGAUCCCGGAGGGGCCAGCCUCCUGGCUCCUGCUUGUAGCGGGAUGAAAUAGCACCAGACACAUAGGGUGGCUUCUCCGUAUGGUUUUUGGGCAGGCAGGGUUGGUGGGUGUCUAUGGCAGGGAUGCGGAUAGGGUGGUGGUUUGAGCCAUUCUAACAAACACCAGCCCAUCAGGGCCCGGACCCCAGGAAGUUUCCAGAAACCGUUAAGCCAUGCCAUAGGUCUUGUCAGAUUGGUUACAAUAAAAAUUACCAAGGUAGGAGGCCCUGCUUGGAGAGUGGAGGCUUUUUUUUUUUUUUUUUUUUUUUUGUGGUACGCGGGCCUCUCACCGCUGUGGCCUCACCCGUUGCGGAGCACAGGCUCCGGACGCACAGGCCCAGCGGCCAUGGCUCACGGGCCCAGCCGCUCCGCGGCAUGUGGGAUCCUCCCGGACCGGGGCACGAACCCGUGUCCCCUGCAUCGGCAGGCGGACUCUCAACCACUGCGCCACCAGGGAAGCCCUACGGAGACUUCUUUUUGUACUGUUUUGGUACUCGAUCAAAAGUUCUUGUACAAAGCCCUAGGCAAGGUGACUUUUCCUCUUGCCUUUUGUUUCUCACCCUGCUGAGGACAGGUGAUAGGACCACAGGCAAGGAAGGAAAAUUAACUCUUACUUGAGCACCCACUGGGCAUCAGGCCCAUUACAUGCCCACUUAACCUUUAAUCUUACCAGUGCUCUGCGGAUCUCCAUUUUUACAGAUGAACAAAUUGAGGCUUAGAGAGGUGACGUGACUUACGUCACAUAGCUAGUAAAAGGCAGCACCAGCCCUCAAAAAUCAGACAGGGAAGAUACCAGGAUUUGCAUGUAAUGUCAGACUCCAAAGUCUAUUCUUUCCAUAGUAUUUCCUAAACUGCUUUCUACAAGACAAAAAACUAGACAAAUGCUAAAACAGACAACAUUCAACUUUAAUGACCUCAGGAUGGGGCAGGGUGAGGGACAGUGAGGCUGGGAGCCUGGCUGAGCCGCUGCCUCUGGGGGCCUUUUCCUCUGUGGGUGAGGUGUCAGCUCAUGACUGGGGAAGCUGUUACCAAGUCCCGACCCUUGAUCUCCACUCAGUGUCUUAUCCCUUAUCUUACAGCAGGGGUUACCUGUUUUUAUAAAGCCCUUGAGCUAAGAACGGUUUUUACCUUUUGAAAAGGUUGUUAAAAAGGGGAAAAAAAAAAAAAAAACCCACACAACAAAAACAAAGAA
Messenger RNA from Orcinus orca (killer whale), 2593 nucleotides. RefSeq names its product spermatogenesis associated 25 (gene SPATA25). Lineage: Eukaryota; Metazoa; Chordata; Mammalia; Artiodactyla; Delphinidae. Bases 794 to 1360 code for a protein of 188 amino acids. The transcript is spliced from 2 exons. The record is from RefSeq and is a predicted model, not a curated record. Gene Ontology annotation, biological process: spermatogenesis.